Mizuhopecten yessoensis (Yesso scallop) is the source of this 10804-nucleotide messenger RNA. Its product is annotated as cyclin-dependent kinase 6-like. Lineage: Eukaryota; Metazoa; Mollusca; Bivalvia; Pectinida; Pectinidae. Gene Ontology annotation, cellular component: cyclin-dependent protein kinase holoenzyme complex; nucleus; cytoplasm. Bases 384 to 1388 code for a protein of 334 amino acids. The record is from RefSeq and is a predicted model, not a curated record. The transcript has 8 exons. Gene Ontology annotation, biological process: signal transduction; G1/S transition of mitotic cell cycle; regulation of gene expression. Gene Ontology annotation, molecular function: cyclin-dependent protein serine/threonine kinase activity; cyclin binding; ATP binding.
UGAAUGUUUCAUGUAUCGAAUGAUACCUGUAUUAUCGAGAUCGGUUUUGUUUUUAUAUUGCAAUUUGGCUUUAAGAUCUCGACAUUCCGAUCUCGUGUCAACAAAGACUCGUAGCGCGUAAUACCAUUCAUUCAUUCAUGGAGAAACUUUGCAUACAACUGUUCAUUCCAGGGAGCAGCUGUUUGGCAGUGGUUGUUAUUUAAAACCGAUCAUAUUUCGUACAGGUAUAAGCCGUAUUGUCAUCAGAAGACAAUGGAUUACAGUGUAGCAAGGUCUAUCUAAGUUGUAAAUGAUGCAGUGAACCCCAAAUAUCCCAGAACAUGGGGUUCAGUUAGAGUGGUCUCCUCUUGUUACCAUGGUAAAUUGGCAAGAGGGAAGCAAAGAUGUCAGGAAGAGGUGCUAAGAAUUGUUCCGAUCAGAACUAUGAAGAGAUAUCGUUGAUAGGCAAUGGAGCAUAUGGAACGGUAUACAAGGCUCGUGACUUAAAAAAUGAUGGGCAAAUUGUGGCCAUGAAACGUAUUCGCAUCCAGAAUACAGAAGAAGGGAUGCCAAUGAGUGCAAUAAGAGAGAUAGCGCUACUUAAACAGCUGGAGAACUACGAGCAUCCUAACAUUGUCAGGUUACUGGAUGUUCGGCAUUCCCAGGCCACGGCAAGUGAGAUCCGACUCAUGCUGGUGUUUGAGUACAUAGACCAGGACCUUUCUUCAUACCUAGAAGGUUGUCCAUCUCCAGGACUCGGACCAGACAGGAUCAAGGACCUGAUGUAUCAGCUGCUGAAUGGUGUCGACUUUCUGCAUGCUCAUAGAAUAGUACACCGCGACCUCAAACCACAGAACAUCCUGGUCACUGGGCAGGGACAACUCAAACUUGCCGAUUUCGGACUUGCCAGGGUGUAUGGCUUUCAGAUGGCUCUCACAUCAGUGGUGGUGACACUGUGGUACAGAGCACCGGAGGUCAUACUUCAGGCAGCGUAUGCCACACCUGUUGACAUUUGGAGUUGUGGCUGUAUAUUUGUGGAACUCUUCAAUAGAAGACCAUUGUUUUGCGGGGACUCGGAUAUCAAUCAGUUGUCAAAAAUAUUUGAGGUGCUUGGUCUACCAUCAAAGGAAGAUUGGCCAGAGAGUGUUACAUUGCCAUGGAACUCCUUUAAACCACUGGCGCCUCAAUCUCUGGAACAGCUCAUCCCAGAGAUAGACCCGGAUGGGAAAGACCUUCUGGAGAAAUUAAUUCAAUUCAAUCCACAUAGUCGAUUAAGUGCUCGGUCAGCACUACAACACAGCUAUUUUCGUGAUGAUCUGGAUAGCUUACGAACUUCAAGUUCACUCUCUGUUUCCGAGAGCGAUUCAUGUGAUAAUGAUGGAAGGUCAGACACACCUGUCAGUAAGUAAGGAGUCAUGUGAUCAAAAAUUCAGUCAUGUGAUCAGAGGUAAAGAGUCUUGUGAUCGUGAAAAUAAGAUCAUGUGAUCAUAAGAGAAGAGUCAUGUGAAUAUAAUUUAUAUGAUGUGAUCAUAUGUGAAAACUGUGUGAUGAGUAAGUCUCUGCCUCAGCGUACAGAUCCAGGGUUGAUUCCACCUGACCUAUAGUAGGACGCCAGGAAUCGCAAUUCUCCAAGAUUGAUCAGACUCUUGGGAGGGAAAGUUAUUUACUCAAAUUGAAGUUACCCAUCAAUACGUGGAGUGAGUUGUUGAGAGAUGUUGAUGACAAUGGUUUGACACUAGGCUGACACAUGCUCCCUAUAAUCGAGUUACAGAUGACAGGAAGGGCUGUGGUUUAACAUUUUCAUUGAAGAGGAAACUAAAGACUAGAAGGUGAUGGUGAUGGCCAUGACCUUUUGGAAAUACAUGUAUUAAGUUUAUUCCUCAAGUGAAUUUGAGUGGUUUCUGGUAAUGUUGCUGUUUUCCAUUUUUAGGGAGUUAAAAAUUGAUAGCAAUAUGAAAAAUUGGUAAUUCUUUUGUAUACAGGACUCUGAAAUCAAAAAUAUUCUUGAAGUAAAUAAUGAAAAAUGAAUCUGUUAAAGAAAAAAACAUUCUCAUGGCAGGGCUGGUAGAAAAAAUGGAAGGCAGUUUCACAAGUGAUAUUUUCUGAUAAAACUUUUUAUAUUGUUUUGGUUUUUAGAAUAUUUGAUCAACAGAAUUACAUAUACAACUGUUAACUGUCAAUUUUUAUAUCGUCCCCCAAAAGCAAACAAAAUCAAAUUGGCUAGGACAAAAGAGAUGUCGAGUAAUUUUUAUACAUGUGUUCUGCUUUGCACAAAGCACCAAAAUAUAUAUCUGAAUGAAAUAUUAUAUUUUCACUUAUCAUUUUUUUGGAGCCAUCAAACAUAAGUAUCAAAAAUAUACAUUGUACAGUUUGAGCGAAAAUGUUUGCAAAAUGUUAUACUAAUGAUACAUAAAUAUGUUGGUUUUUUGAAAUCUUUUUUUAAUGAGAAAUCAUAGUAAGGGAAGUAAUUCUGUAAAGUUCAAGAUACAAUUGUCUGCCUUAUACCAUCAUACCGUCCAAAAAUAAUUAUGCAAGAAACUUGUCAGUCUUUACAUAUUACAAUGAUCCUCAGUCAUAAUUUGAAAAAGGAGUUUAAUUUCCUUUAUCAUACGGCAUUUCCAUCAUCUGUAUAAAAUGAUUUUUAUUUUAAUUAAAAGGGUGACAACAACAUUUUUAGCAUUAUUUGAUGAUUUAAGUUUCAGUAUGGAGGAUUGUCUGUCCAUCCUCUUGGUGCCAUAUUUUUGCCUUAUUUAACUGUUAGGUAUAUACAGGAGAUCUCAAGUGUUUUUGCAUAUUAUAUCAAUUAACAGCAAAAGUGAAUACAAUAGUCACAGGAAUGAACUCUUAUCAAUUUUUAUAUUAAUCAUAUUCAUAGCACGGAUGCAUUUAAUUUCACACUGAUUUGUAUUCAAAAUACUAUUAACUUGUUAAAAACUAACGUUGAAACCUACACUAUUUAUCAAACCCACAUCAAGUCACUGUUUUGUUUUUGUACCUUUUUUUUGUGUGGUAAUUGUUUGCAUAAUAUUCAUAAUUUCACCAAAAAAUCCCUUCCAUUUCUUUUUCUUGUGCUCAAAAUUAUGUCUCAAAAAAUAUCAUUAAAAAAAAGCGAUUGUCAUAAUCAUGGGCAUUACAGAAAUUCAGUUGCCUGAAAUAUCACCUUUCAUUUAGCAAUAUCAAAAAACAAAAUAUUAAUAUCAAAAUUUUCAUUAUUGAAUCGUCAAUGAAUUUUGCUCAAAUUAAAAUUCGAAAGCUGUGGAGGAUAAUUCCAACUAGCUACAAUUGUCUGUUAAUGUUCAUAGUAGUUCAUAUAGGUGUCAACAUCUUUUUAAAUGACAUGAUGAUUAAAAGCCUAAUUUCAAAAUUGAUUUUUUUUUUAUCUGAAGUUGAUUUGUUUGGUAACAAGUGCCCUCCUGUGAACUAAUAAACAGCACGAAACAUAUCUUAACAAACGUUUGAGAACCAUAAAAAUAUAUUACACAAAUUUCACAAAGCUUAAUAAUAAGCUUUUUAAGUGCUGAUUUUGUGUCUUUAUAGCAAAGAUAAUGAAAAAGUUAGGAAACUAAUGACACUGAGUUCCAACGUUUUUCCUUUAAAAUGGAGAUGUGGAUAUUUCUCGUCAUGCAUAGAUAUUCCCGAUGUAAGAUAAUUAAUUGGUUGUCAUGUUCGAGUUAAUUUUUGAAUUAUUAGAUUACGGUGAAUUUAUCAAUCAACAUGAUAACCAACCUCUUUAUAUCAUAAAAGUCAUGUAGACAUGUCUGUUUUUGACCAUGAGCAAAUAUAUUGUGAAUGAAAACAUCACGGUGAAAACCAGUACAUAGAGUUAGACUUCAUGAACUAGUGUGAUGUACUUUUUGUCUGGUCACAGCUCUUUUAAAGGUCAUGGGUCAUUCUAUUAACCAGUGAAAAUGCUUCCAACUUCUUCCUCAUAUGUGGUAUGAAGUCAAACCAAAAUGUGCCUGUGUGUUUCUAACAUGGGUCGAGUAUUGGAUAUGUACAUGUAUGGUAUACAAGUUGUUUACUUUGGACAUCAUCUUCCCUAGCCAAGUGUUUGCUUCGUAUACACUCCACUUACACAUAAAUUGAGUUAUACAAAGCGAACACUUGGCUAGCAAAGAUGUUUUGACAUGUAAGUAUAGGUUCAGGCCAGAGGUCACUCAGAAAAUUUGAUUAUAAGGUAUAUGUGUGAAUAAUGUUCCAAUUUUUCCUUUGUCAGUUUAUGAGAUGAAGAAACUUUGAUAUUCCUCUGUUGUUUGUAUCUGACUGUGAAUAAGUUGAAUUUUUGUUUAUCUCACGAUUGUUAUUACAAUUUUUCUGUGUACAUUUAUAUGCUUUUUUUUCCUGUUAUAUUUCUACAUUUAGCCUGGAUUAAUUAGUUAUGACUUGUUGAGUGACAACUGUAGCUUAUCAUGAUCAAAUCAUUACCAAGACUUUUUUUUCAAAAUUUCUAUGCAUUCAUUUUCACAUUUUACUGAAAUGUUAUAUAAUAUUGUAAUUCCUGAUGACUUCUGGCUUUGCAGAAACAAUUUUAAACACAAAUAUUCCACAAGAAAAAUUACAGUUAUGGAAAGGCUGUCAGAUAAUUAGCAGUUAAUGUUUUCAAACUAUCAAAACAAAUACUUGUGGUGUUUUUUUCUGAAACAGAUGCAAAAACUUCCUAUAUAUUUGUUGGGAUAUUUUGAAAUCUCAGUGUUAAAUGGUAUACUUUGAUUUUGAUGAAAGCUAUUUAUAUGUGGCUACAAGAAAGUCAUAGAUAUGAUGUUCUUUUAUUGAUUAUGUGACCAUGUUGUUUUGAUGGACGUGGCUGUUUUGUAAAUAAAUCUGUUGUAUAUACACAUUGACUUUAUUUCCAAACACAGUUUGUAUAUAAUUUGUAUAUGAGAAAAGCUUUUUAUACCUGUUCUUUUUAUAUUUGUUUUAAACAUGUUGCUGUACAUUAUUGCAGAUUCCAUAAUUAAUCGGCGUUUUCUAAGAUUUUUGCUUGUUGUAUUGGAAUAACUGAAACCCUGGGAAACUUCUGUCUUUGGUUCAAACAUUCUGGAAUGGAUAAAUACAUAAGUUUUCAGCUCAAAAAAAGAUUUUAACAAACAAAAAGAACAAAUAACAGGAACAUUACAUGAGGUUUGUAACAGAAAUUUGAACGUUUACUUGUUUGGUGCUUUUUGCCAUGACAAUUAUAUUUCUUUUUUAAAUCAACUACAAUUUUGAAAUAUCAAGAACAAAUAGAAUGUAUCCUUUAAUUCAGAUCAAAUAGAAUCUAAUUUAUAUUUCAUCAGAUUUCCUAUAAUGUUUUUAAAAAUGUUUUUUUAGAAUUUGUUAACAGAUUUUUUAACAAUAAUACUUACUGUAAAGAAUUUGUCUCAUAAGUUUUACAGCAAAAAAUGGUUUCUUACGGAAUUGUUUUUUCAUGAAAUGGUGAACCUGAUUUGAAUAUUUUCAUUACACAUGUAUUAUAUAUUCAUAUCAUACACAAAUUAUUUUGAUCAAGAAUUACAACAGACCCUUUUUUAUCAGAUGGUGAAGAAAAUAAUUCAUAUUAGGUCAGAAUCAUGUUCAUAAAUCCGUUAAGUUUGUUCGAUUUUGGCGACUGUUGGCCUGGAUGUAUUUUUAUACCAUGAAAUACAAACAUUCCGUCAAAAGAUUUGGACCAGCUUGUUACAAUUUUCUGUUAAUACUUGUUGUUGGAUUUCACAUAUCUGUACAAGAACAACUGUUAAAUAGCUUAUAUAUAUAUCAGAUAGUUGAAUUUCAUAUUCCAUGACUAUAGACUAUGUAAAGAUGUAACGUGUUGGAGAAACAAAUUGUUCAAGUUUACAAAUUAACAACAUUGUUCCGGUAAUAUUUGUCUGCAAUAAAUUUGCACUAAACAUUAAUUACCUCAUCAGAAAUCCUCGGUGUGAACAAACAAAGCCCUGUGAUAAAGUUUGAAGUGUUGUAUGCUUGUUAUAUAAGACAUUUGUUUCCAUAAUGGACGAAAGAUCUAAUUUCCAAAUUUUCUUAAUAUUUACAAUAGUAGCACAAUAUCACAAGUUUGAUUGCCCAUAACACUUGCGUACUAAUGUCCUUUUGAAAAUUGUUGCUGAACAAAAGAACAUAUAAAUUACACGUGAUGAAAAACAUGUUCAAAUAUUAAUUUUAAAAUAUUUUUUUAAUGCAUGUGUUUUUAUUAAAUGUAAUAUCUACAACUGCAUAAGCCAGAUAUAAAUAAAAUUGACCUAGAAAAACAUAUAUACAUUUAUAAUACAGAUGUCUCCAAACAUCGAUUCCCAGGCCAUUCAUUAAACACUAGGGGAGUAGGUGAGACACUAAUAGACAUCAGUUGGUUGUUUAAAGAAAACUCUAUAAAAGUUUAAACUUGUUUUCUUUUAAUGUUUGGAAUAGUUUAUAUCCAUAUACUUUAGUGUAUAUAUAAUAUAAAAACUGAUAUAAUACAUUGUAUAUUUAUAUAUGUAGAUAUAAUAUUUCUAUAAAUUACAACCAUUUAAUUUACAUGUGUUGCACCUGAGGUUAUAAAGUAAUAUAUAACCACAGGUACAACACAUGUGAAUAUAAAUGUUCUAAUUUAUAGAAAUAUUAUUUCUACAUGUAUAUAUAUAUACUUUGCCAGAUUCUAUAUUUUAUAUACUUUUAAGUGUAUAGAUAAAACUAUAUAUAUAUUUCCAUCUUGUUUAUAUCUGACUCCUGAGAGGAUAAGCAGUUGUAUGUCAGUUGUAAACUGGAUCAAGUAAAUAUUGUUUAAAUAAGAAAAAAGGUUACAAUGUAUGUCGUAAUGAUCCUCAAAAUUAGGUUUAAAUGCAGAAAUAUUUCCAUCAUUAAAAUAUUUUUGUUAGGAAAUUUUAAUUAGUCCUCAAACGGUAUGAUUACUGUUCUGUUUUUUAAGAUAUUUAUCAGACAAACUAAAGCAGCAAUACAAAAGUAGACUUUAUGUAAAAUUCAUGAUUUAUUCAUGAUUUAUUCAUUAUACACCAUUUCAUAUUCAUUGACACGUAAAAGUAAAAAAAAAUAAUCGAUGAAAAGCAAACAAAUUUCUGAAAUUAAUUAACAGCAGCAUUUUCUUACUGGACUUUAGUGAUAUAUGAAUACUGUUAAGUUUGUGAUAUGGUGUAGGCUAAUCAAACCUCCCUGAUAUCAACCCUGGAAAUGAAGGUGUGUAUUGAUGUUUUAGUUUGUAGUGAUACUGAUAAAUGAUCUAUUUUAACCAUAUUUUUGAAAAGGUAUGUAAAAAGAUUUUUUUUACCUCUAAUCAUAUUUUAUAAAUGUAUUUCAAUUUAUUUUGAAAUUUGAAGGUACUAGUUCUUUCAUUUUUGCAUUAAGUCUGUGAACGGCAUUACAUGUAUAUAAAGGACAAUUCUUGUAUGAUGAAUUUGACUGCAUUCCAGUAGCAAUAGACAUUCAUGUUUUGUUAAUGUUGAGAAGCGUCUUUGCUCUAACAUAUUUUCCUCCUUUUUUCUCCUUUUCUAAAAGCGUUUUACUCAAGGAAAUUUGUAUGAAUGUCAAUUUUGACUAGAUUAAUUGAUGGGUAAAAAAGCAAUGCACAAAUCAACAGCUUUUGAGUCAUUCUUAAAAAUUAAGCUACAUGGUAAAUAUUUCACACAAAAGUUGAUGUAAAUUUUCCCUGUUUAAUGCUUUUUGCCUUGUUGUCGUUGUGAUAUAUAUUGAAAUGAAAAGCUUUGUACUUUGUUUACAGAUAUGUUUUUUAUCUGUGGUAAGACCAGGGGACGUUUGAUCAUGUGCCUUCUGUAUCAACACAGAUAGUUCGAUAUGUAUAACCAGGUGUUCUUUAAUUGGGAUGAUCACUGAACCAAACCUGUAUAUAACAAACAUUUUUUGUACAUGUUUCUAUAUUAAACUUGAAAAUAUAUGAUAACUAUGUGAUAAUUAUACAAAUGUCAUGUACUCCCUCUUGCAAUUUUGUAUAAUGGUUUUAUAACGGAAAAAAGUUUUCUUUAAACAUCAAAACUCCUAAGGUCAAUUACAAAUUUGAUUGAAGUAUAAAUGCUAACUUACUGUGGCUUUCAACCAAGCUCUUGAAGAUUUCACAUUUCAAAACUUGUGGUUGAAUUCAGAUUCCAAUUUGUGCUUGGGUUAUCAUUUGUAAAAAUUAACACUUGUGAUGGCAUUUAUGACAAAUAACAACAAGCAUACCUGGAUUCAUAACAAAUAUUUAUUUUCCAGCAAGGGAGAUAACUGAAACAAAUUUCAAGUUUAAUUCAUUAGGUCGAAUAUGUCUAUAUCCAUACUUUGAAAGAACUUGUUUCUUAUCCCAUUUGAGAUAUUGAUUAUUAUUUCAAUCACAGAGUUUGCUAUCAACUCUAUCUUUAUCACUGAAUCUCUGGUCAAAAGAUAAGACUGAUCGAUAUCCUAACAAUGUAUGGAUUUUAAUAAAAUUAACAGCUGUUUAUCAACUGGUCCCUCCCUAAUACAUGUUUUAAAAUAUAUAUUUUUUCGUUGAUGAAAUGAAUAUAUGUCUUUUAAAUAUGCUAAAUUUCACUGCCAGCAAUAUUUAUUUGUCUCAGAAAUGUAACUAUCAUUUGUUUCAGGUCCGUAAAUGUAUUGUAUUAUACACCCCCAGCAAGUAUUUACAGACUCUCACUACUGUAAUAGUGAAGACCAUAAAUGACAAACGUUCCCAUGGUAAUCAAAUUCUAUUACCAUGUGAUGCUUCUUGCACUGCUAGGGAUGUAAGCUAUUGUACAUAUUCCACUGGUCAGCAAUCCCAGGAUCAAGUAUAUACAUGACACAUCAAAGUUGAUGUUUUAAUUGUGUUUUCUAUAAAGACAGAUAUAAAAUGGGCACUAGACACUUCCUCCCACCCGACAUGAAACAAUCUCGAAUGUAAUGACAAAGCUGUUCCAAAAGUCGAUAAACUAAUGCCUCAUAGUCUUAGGGGAGAAAAAAGCAAUCAUUUUAAUCCCCCGAUAACCAUCUGGCAUUAAAACAACCACGAUGAUAGAAAACAGGAAAUGACAUAUUUUGUGUAUUAAGAUAUCAUUUUUUAUGUGUUUUUUUAUCCACAUGAGCAGCUACUAAUGUUUUGAUAUAUCAAAACAUCUUGCCACAAAUCAAAUAUGCACAUGUAAUGAUUUACUUACAAAAUUGUCAUACACUAUUAAUGUGUUCUCUUCAAUAUUUUUCACAAAAUAUGUUGCUCGUCAUUUCCUUCUGUCAAAGGUAUACUUACAGUACGUACAUGUUCAAGUAAUCAUCAGCUAUGGGCGAAUUCAAGUUCACAUUUUCUGUAAUAUGAUUUUAACUGAAUUUGGUACCAAUACAAUGGAAUUAUAUCCUAAUAAAACAAUGUUACUUAUAUCAUAGAGAAACGGUUACAAGAAUACUGUUCCUUAUAUCACAGAGAAACGGUAACAAGAACACUAUUCCUAAUAUCACAGAGAAACAGUAACAAGAACACUGUUCCUUAUAUCACAGAGAAACGGUAACAAGCAUUGUUCCUUAUAUCACAGAAAAACGGUAACAAGAACUCUCUUAUAUCACAGGGAAACGGUAACAAGAAUUGUUCCUUAUAUCACAGAGAAACGGUAUCAAGAACUUUCUUAUAUCGCAGGGAAACGGUAACAAGAACUGUUCCUUAUAUCACAGAGAAACGGUAACAAGAACUGUUCCUUAUAUCAUAGUGGAACCAUAAUAGAAGUAGAGCCUUAUCAUGAGGAUUCGAUCUACUGUAGGCACCGUUUAUAUAUGACAAUUCAAUAGAUUUAUAUGUGAAACUUCUCUUAGCACUUCAAACUCUAGCCUCGCCCCAGGUAUGUAUAGUGUCGACUCGCCUGAAAUCUGUCUCUCAUUGUAUCUCAAUAGUUCGUCAGCCAUUGGUUGCCGACAAUGAGGCAUUGGUCACCUAUUUGUUUAUUAUAUCCGGUCCGAAUCUCCUCGGUGAGCCAGACUUCACUGUUCUUGUUCUCCCUCCAAUACGUUACCUUAAAGCUACCACCAUUAUCAGCACAUUGAGAUCACUGAUUUAGUUGAACACGCUUUCAUGUAAAUAUUUUGUAAUUUAAGGAAUGUGCAUGCUGGUUUUAAUUUUGAAUACGGUGUAUUUUCAUGGCGUUUUGUUCACUUUUUAUAUUUUUGGACGUAGUUUAAGCUGAUUAUCAUAUCGGCCGAAUAUUGUAUGUUUAUCAUCAGUCUCGAAAUUUAUGCUUCGGUCAGUUGAAUUAUCUUCGAUUUAAUUUCAUCAAGGAUAAUUUCAUGAUUUGGCCAAGAAAAUUAGAUUUAUCACAUGUACAGUUACCACAAUGAAGAAUAUUGUUAAUUUCAUAUGCACAUGUUAUCAUAUUAAUGUUUGUGUACAUCAGAGUUCAGCUUUCAGACUUGACCUUAUGGUCCGUGUGUGUUGUUUUAACUGCCAUUAUAUAGUUGUGCCUUACCUGCCCCUAAAUAUGUGUGUUAUUUACACCCAGCCUCGAGAACUAUUAUCUCGUGUCCAUUUCAAAAUAUGAUUAUAUUUCAUUGCUUGUCAAAUAAGACUUUAUUUCACAUUUCAUUUGCUAUGAAAUGAAGUUUUAUCUGUUUCUGUAUGGGUACGUCAUAAAACCUUAUCGGUCUUACACAUAUAUAAUUGUUGAUUUCACAUUUCGUAUGAAGUACAAGUUUGUUUACAUUUUGACAUCAACAUCAAUUUGCUGUCACAUGGGAUAUGGUUUUACGUGAUUUUAGUGUUAACUUUAAUGCUACCGAUCGCGAAAGAGGAUAAUGUGUGGAUAUCCGACGAUGAUCACGUUAAUCUUUUCUGUUCGUGUUUAUACAUCAACGGGACCAUUAUAUACAUUACAAUUUUAACUUUCCUGCCAAUAAACGCCUCCGAAAUUUG